Molecule: messenger RNA, 528 nt
Organism: Coniosporium apollinis CBS 100218
Lineage: Eukaryota; Fungi; Ascomycota; Dothideomycetes
Exons: 3
Coding region: 1-528 (175 amino acids)
Source: RefSeq, a predicted model, not a curated record
AUGUCACUCAGAAAUACCCUCCCUCUCAUCCUCAUCGCUCUCACUAAAUUCACCAACGCCGCAACACCGCCCGCCUGUCUACUCGACGCAAUCAACACCCAACCCAACCCCGCGGACCUCCGCCACAUCUGCAUCUACCGCGCGGCCGAAGUUCGAAACGAGAUCGCCAACAUCUGCGGCGGCUCCGACACCGACACCGACACCGAUGACGAGGAUGAGCACGACGAGGCCCAGCGCGCGGUGGCCGCCUUCGAGGAGGUCUGCGGUCCCUUGACCGCCAGCACUAGCACACUAACUACCUCGACUAGCUCUGCCGCCUCGUCGACGACUACGGACGAGGUCUCGACUACUGCGGCGCCGACGUCCAAUACGAGCGAGACCACCACGGCGCCAUCGACUACGGAGACCGCGACGCCGACAACAACGGCGGACACGACGGCCGUGCCUACGGCGGCGGCGGCUAGGACCGCAUUGGGAUCGUUCGGCGCGAUUGCUGUUGUGGCGGCGGGGAUGGUUGUGCUGGUUUAG